AUGUUUUCCACAAGGGCGCUCUGCGCGCGAUCUGUCUGGAAAGGCCCCAAUAUCGUCCCCCUCCCCAUUGCACGAGCAAAGGCUGGUGAACGACAGGCCCCGAUCAGGACGCAGGCACGCUCAGCUACCAUCCUUCCAAACUUUGUCGGUCUGAAGUUCCAGAUCCACAACGGCAAGAAGUACGAUGAUAUCACAAUAACGGAGGACAUGGUCGGACACAAGCUUGGAGAAUUUGCGCCGACACGGAAGAACUUCACAUACAAGCAGACCAAGAACAAGUAG
Molecule: messenger RNA, 282 nt
Organism: Ascochyta rabiei
Lineage: Eukaryota; Fungi; Ascomycota; Dothideomycetes; Pleosporales; Didymellaceae
Product: mitochondrial ribosomal small subunit component
Exons: 4
Coding region: 1-282 (93 amino acids)
Biological process (GO): ribosomal small subunit assembly; translation
Cellular component (GO): ribosome; cytosolic small ribosomal subunit
Molecular function (GO): RNA binding; structural constituent of ribosome
Source: RefSeq, a predicted model, not a curated record